CUCGAGCGGUUGGUAUGGACUGUGAGAUGGUUGGUACGGGUCACCGCGGCAGCAAGAGCGCAUUGGCUCGGGUUUCCAUCGUGAACCAGUUCGGCAAGUGUGUCUACGACAAGUUCGUUAAACCCAAGGAGAGGGUGACAGACUACCGCACCUUCGUUAGCGGGAUCAGGCCACGAGAUCUCAUGAAUGGUGAGAGUUUUAAGUCUGUGCAGAAGGAGGUGGCAGACAUCCUUAAAGGAAGGAUCCUGGUGGGCCACGCCCUGCAGAACGACAUGAAGGCUCUCCAGAUGACCCACCCUAAGAACAUGAUCAGGGACACCUCCAACUUCCCUCCCUUCAAGAGUCUGGCAGGGGGUAACAACACGCCUUCCUUAAAGAAGCUUGCGGCUGGAGUCCUCCAUCUUCAGAUCCAGAAGGGGGAGCACUGCUCGAUCCAGGAUGCCCAGGUUGCCAUGCGACUGUACACCCUGCACAAGAAAGAGUGGGAGGCGUUCUGUCGGCCCGGCGGUGCCAAGGCACGGGAGGUGCAGCUACAGAGGAGCCAGCAGCACUCAGGACUGAUGUGAUCACGUUUUACAGAGUCUUUGUGAAAAAACAGAACAAAAAGAAACCUUUGUUCUGUUGAUGUAGUUUUGUUCCAGUUCCACUGU
Branchiostoma floridae (Florida lancelet) is the source of this 650-nucleotide messenger RNA. Its product is annotated as RNA exonuclease 4-like. Gene Ontology annotation, biological process: rRNA processing. Gene Ontology annotation, cellular component: nucleus. The transcript has 5 exons. Gene Ontology annotation, molecular function: nucleic acid binding; 3'-5' exonuclease activity. The coding region runs from base 15 to 566 and encodes 183 amino acids. The record is from RefSeq and is a predicted model, not a curated record. Lineage: Eukaryota; Metazoa; Chordata; Leptocardii; Amphioxiformes; Branchiostomatidae.